Manduca sexta (tobacco hornworm) is the source of this 10964-nucleotide messenger RNA. RefSeq lists its product as uncharacterized. The record is from RefSeq and is a predicted model, not a curated record. Lineage: Eukaryota; Metazoa; Arthropoda; Insecta; Lepidoptera; Sphingidae.
UGAAAAGUUAUUAUCUGACUCGUUUUAACACAUGUCGAAAGAUAUAUUUAUUACUCUUUUACAAGCUAAAAGCUCAAGUGGAGCGAUCUAUGGGCUUCUUGCAGUUUACCAACACGACAAUGGCCGAAUUGUCUGUAUAGGAUAUUUUUUAUUGGCCCAUACAUCUCGACCUGCCAUGUCUUUGGUUUUAAAAAUGGCGUAUACAAGCUUUUUGUUUGCCGGUUUACGCUGUUAAAUAGCUCCCAAGACCUCGCGAGUUCUCGUACGAGAAGUAAACGUCGUGAAUAUGAAAUUAAAGUACAUGUGUAGGUAUAUAAUCAACGCUGUGGACCCCGUGAACGUAUUUUCUUAGCGUUAUGGUGAAUUAGAAUGGUGCCUGUGGCUUGUCAAUCUCGCACGUCGUCAGGUUACCCGUUCGUAACGUAAAUAUCACCAAGCGAGCGUUUUAUAUUUCAGAUAUGACAGCGUCGCAAAAUUGUAGAUAAUGGAGAGCUCAGAAGAUGAUGCGGGCACCGCGACGAGCGCUUCCCGCCGUGCAUCGGCGCGGGAAAAGGACGUCGGGCAGGCCGAGGACGUCGACGCAACUAGUAGCUACCACCAGGACAUUAGCGAGGGACGGACGUCGUGCCAAACCCCCGCAAUGUCGGAGGACAACUUCGACGGCGACAGCGUUCCGUCGCCGUCGACACAGGACGUCAACACGAGCACGGAGGCGAUAUUGGACAUGAUCGACGAAAUCGUUGACGGACCCGGGGCGCCUAAACGACUGCCGUUCGCAAGCUUCAUCACCGACGCUCAGAAGGAAUUUCUUAUAUCUGCCGACGAUUCCAAUAGCACUGAAGACUCUGUAAAGCUCGACUGCGAGCCCGCCGCGCGACAAUCACAGUUGACUUUACCUGAAGAUAGUGCCAAAAGUGAAGUUUUGGACACCUCCGCGUCUAGUGUGCAAGUGCAGAAUUCAUCACUAUGUGAAACAGUGUCUGAUGUGGAAAUCACGGCUAGUGUAAAAUCACCCCCUGAGACUGUUUCAGUACCUGACAGUGGAGAGACUGUUGUGAGUGCACCACCUGAACCCACAAGUGCAGUGUUGUUAAUGGAACCUGAGACAUCUGUUGCUUGCCCUAGUUUACCUUCCAGCAGUGCGUCACAAAAUGAUCCUAAAGUAAGUGAUAGUGAAAAACAAGAAAGGACACUUAAAAAUGUGACAUCCAGUGAUAAUUGGGACAAUAUAACCAUUGAAAAGGCAGAAUCCACGUCAAGUGACUGUAUUGUGAGUGAUACACGGCCACCUGAACAGGAAUAUGUAAAAUCACCAUUGAAGCGGCGCUUGGUUAGGCCGCCCCCUUGUGAUCGACGACCGGACUCCACAGUGUCCUCUACAGUGGAUUCACAAACUGUUGACGUUUUCAGUAAUAUACAAUCAAGUGAAACUAUCGCUAAAGAUGUGUCCAGCUCAUCAGAUGCUAUGCCCACUGUACAUGGUAAGGCAGAGGACAUUAGAAAUAUAAGUGAUAUUAAUGUCUGCAAAGCAGAAGCUUCAGUGAGUCCCCCUAAAAAGAUAAAACUUAUUAGGCAAAAAGUUACUCUUCCCGCUUGUGUUGAGGACAGUAGUUCUAGUGAUAAUCAACCAUUAGUGAAAGAACAAUGUCAAUCAACUUCACCAGAUAUUCAUGUUCCACCUGUUCCAAUAGAUAUACAGUUACAGUCAACUAUUACUGUUAUGAGUACCUCUGAACAAGAAUCAUGUGAAAGUUUUGCACCAGUGUUACUUAACCAAGAGUCAUCAGAGGUAUUACCUAUAAAGGAAGAAACUCAAAACAAUGCUAUAGAGCUCAUACUGCAGCAAAGCACAACACACACUUCAAGCACAAUAAAAAUUAAUGAACCCAUUGAUGAUAACAGUUCUCAAAUUAUUGAUGAAAGUAAGCUUUCAAGUGAGUCUUCAUGUGACUUAAAAUUGCAGGAACCUGUUAUUAAACAUGUCAAUGUUGAGCAGCCUGUUAGUAGUGUAGAAAAGCCUCUAACUAAUGAAGAGCUCAGUGCUGACAAGCCUGUUUGCAAUAAGCUCAGUGCUGAGAAGCCUAUUAGUAAUGAGCCGAGUGUUGAAAAGCCUCAUAGUAAUGAGCUCAGUUUUGAGAAGCCUGAUAGUAAUGAGGAGCUUAGUGUUGAGAAGCCUGAUAGUAAUGAGGAGCUCAAUGCCGAGAAGCCUAACAGUAAUGAGGAGCUCAGUGCUCAGGAGCCUAGCUGUAAUGAAAAGCUCAGUACACUGGAGCCUAUCAGUAAUGAAAAGCUCAGUGCUCAGGAGCGUAACAGUAAUGAGAAGCUCAGUGCUCAGGAACCUAUCAGUAAUGAGAAGCUCAAUGCUCAGGAAUCGAAAAGUAAUGAGAAACUCAGUGCUGAGAAGCCUGAAUAUAAUGAGGAGCUCAGUGCUAAGAAGCCUGUUAUUCAUCAGGGGCAAAAACAUACCAUUACUGAUGAUAUACAGCAGACAGACACUGUUACAGAACUUAUACCUUUAAAUGAUACAGUAGUGACAAAAGAAGAUACAGCAGAAAACUCUUCAAACGAUAAUAAUGAUUCUGAACUAAGUACUGAUAUUUCAGAAAAUAAUAUGGUACAGGAUUCAGUAAAAGAAAAUUGUGAUACUGUAGUUAUAGCUAUAAAACCUGAAGAGCAAAAAUCUUUUGAUGAUCCUUUUAAGGAGGAUAGUAAAAAAGUUCCACCAAUUAAGCUCAGCUUAUCAAAUUUACCGGAGGCAUCUACAUCUCAAGUUGUGAAAGAUGAUGAACGAUCAAGUAUUAAUAAGAAUGAAUCUGAUUCAGUUAAACAAAUUCCUAAACUUACUAUAAGACUAAAUAAUAAACAAUCUGAAGAAAUCAAAUCACCAAUUCCGAAGCUUACCAUUAAGCCUAUAAGGCCACCUCCAGAUAGUGAGGAUAAUAAAGACAAUGACCAUCAAAUCGCACCUAUAACCAAAUUAAAUAUCAAACCUAUACUGAAGCCCUCAACUGAUCUAAAUGAUGUUUUCUCAGGUAGUCACAUGGAAGAAGACAAAAUUGAGAAAGAAGAACAGAUUCCAAGUGUCACUAAAAUUAAUAUCAAACCCAUAUUGAAGCCCCCAGAUGUAGCAAAUGAUGUCCCUACAAGAUUACAUUCAGAAAUGGAAAGAAGUAAUAGAGAUAACUCUACAGAAAAUGUUCCUUCUGUGACAAAAUUGAAUAUCAAACCAAUACUGAAGCCACCAGAAAAAAUCAAUGAUAUUCAUAGGAAGUCUAGCAGCAGUGAGAUAUCCGAAUCGGAAUGUUCUGAAAAUGAUGAAAGUACAAGUACCUCAGACCAAGCCUCUACAUCAGAUCAAGGUCCAUCAGAAAUUGUUCCCAAAGUCACUAUAAAAUUAGGCAAACCAGGAACGGAAAGUGAGGGUAAAUUUUACACUGAACAAAAUAUCCCAAAACUUACAAUAAAAGGCUUGCAGAAUUGUGGAAAUGAAGAUGAGGAAUCAAUGUCAAAAUUGAAAUUUGUAAAAAACCAACCUGCCACCGAUGCUCAACUAUUAGAAAAAAUUCCUAAGAUUACUAUAAAAACAGUGUCAAAACCAGAAGGUCAGCCUUUAAGUCCGAAAUUGACAAUAAAACCAUUAAAACCACCUGAAAAUAUUAUAAAGGAAAGUGAAAUAUCAAAAAAUAAGUCUUCAGAUUUUCAUGGAAGUCCUGAAAUUAAAGAAAAUGCUCAUGUGCCUAAAAUUACGAUCAAGCCAAUUACUCGAACAGAAUCAGAUACAGCAUCAAAGACACCCAAAAAGUCAACAGCUUUGAGCGACAGUGCUGAACAUAUUCCUGUGGUUACAAAGCUAAACAUAAAACCGAUUUUGAAACCUACAGAGAGUGAUGAUAUUGAAAAUUUAGAAGACAAAGUUCCUGUAGUUUCAAAAUUAAAUAUAAAGCCUGUAGUAAAACCUAAAGAUAAUGAAUUAGAAUCUAGUAUAGAAGAUGUACCUAAAAUUACUAAAUUAAACAUUAAACCUUUAAGAAAUCCUGAAGUAAACUCUUCAGAACCAAAAGACUGUGAUGCUGACACUGAUGAAAAUAGUAUACCUGUUGUUACUAAAAUUAAUAUUAAGCCUAUUGUUAAGCCUAUAGAAGAAGAUGUAUCAAAAGAUUCAGAGAAUCAAUCAUCAGAGACUGGAAAUUCAAGUGAUGAUAAUGCAGAUAUACCUGUUGUUACAAAAUUAAAUAUUAAACCCAUUUUAAAACCGCUUGAUGCAGAAGAAACAUCUAAAUCCAGUAUUUCUAGUGAACAAGCCAUUCCUACUAUAACAAAACUGAAUAUUAAGCCACUGGUUAAACCGGACGAAAGUUCAACACCAUUAUCCCCAAAAAAGGAGACUUUAAAAAGUCCAGAAUUUAAGAGCUCAUGUAUACCAGUUGUCACAAAAUUGAAUAUAAAACCUGUAGUAAAGCCAGAAGAUAAAGAUCAAAUCAAAUCGAGAGAUGAAAAUGAGGAAAAAAUAUCAAAAAAUCCGCCACUAGUUAUGAAAAUUAACAUGAAAGCUGUAGUAGAGAAUGCUCAAGCUGUUGAUAAUGAAGUCUCAUCACAUAGUGAAAAUAUUUGUAACAAUCUCAAUGAACAUAGUAAUGAAAUAAUUGAACAUACAAACGAUUUAAAAACAGCUGCAAGCUACAUUGACACUGAAAAGUCACAUAAACUUUCCUCUGGCGAUAUUCAGCAAAGCUGUGAUGAAAGUAAAUUCUAUGUGGGUGAGCAUCUUGUCAAAGAAAAACUGGAAAACACAUUUUCAGAAAUAUCAAUUAAACAGAAUUGUGUGACUCCACAGGAUCCUAAUGUUCAAAAAUUUGCAGAGAUUAUUCCAAUGUCGAAAAAUUCAAAUACACUUACAUCAGCUAAAGACUCCAAAGGAGAUAAACUUUUACUGACAAGUUGUCCAAUCCCUAAAGAAUCAAAGACUGAUAGUUCUUCUACAAACACUCAUAUUUCUGACUCCAGUUUGGAGAAGGCAAAUGUAAACCAAGUCUCAGAGAUAAAACCGGAUAUUAGAGGGCUACAUCAGCCGGAAAUGCCACCCCUAAACAAGACACCUUAUGUACAGAAUUGUAAACUGUUGAAGAAACUAUUAGAAAAUUCUAGAGACCAACUUGGCAAGAGAGUAGAAGAACCAAAAAAUUUUGCUAAUUGUACAUUACUUUCCGAAAAGAAGGACUCCAAAACAAUGUUUCAAAAGGAAACAGUAAAUUGUUCAACCUCAAUGGGGUCUCUAGAAACACGGCAAAGUGCAGAUUAUAGUAAUAAAAAUAUCAAUGCUGACAUUUUGUUUGAUACUGAGAAAUCUAAAAGCACUGCUUCGGACAAAAUUAAUGAUACAAGUCAUUCCACAUCCUAUGAUGUGACUAAACCAUUGGAAAUAAACAUAUCCGAGAAAUAUUCAGGUCAAAGCUCUGGACAAGAUUCCCCAAGAAUAAUAUUAAAAAUAAACAAAACUGACCAUGGGGCUUCAGCGAAAAUAAUAACAGAAGAUAUCAAGAGGCCUGAUAGUUUUCAACAAAAAUACACUGAAAAUACUCAAGAGAAUAUAACUGAUAGAGAGAGUCCAAGAAAACACAUUCUGAAUAGUAGAAGGAAGAUUAACACUGAUGAGUCUGUGAGUUUGACUGUGGGGAAAAGAUUACGUAGUUCGAGAAUUGUAGAAAAUACAGACAAAUCGCCAGUAGUAAGGCGAAAUGUUGGGAAAAGGCCCUCUACUACAGAAGUCAGUCCUGUUCAAAACAAAGAGACUGAACUCACUGUACUCGAAACAAAACGACUUAAAUUGGGACAGCUUCUUUCUGGAAACAAAUCUCUAUCAAUAACGCCUGUCGUAAGGGCGACACAGUUAUCGCCAACUAAGCUUGGGUUGGACAAUAAACAGGGGGCUAAGGUGCCCAAUCACGCAAUUCUUAAUAAUGAGAACUGUUCCAAAAAUGGCAAUUCUAAACUCCAUAAUAUAUUAUCAAAUUUACAAGCUAAGCAAAAACAAUCUAUAGGCAUAAAUGACACAACAAUGGUCGACAAAAAUCAAUAUGUAAGUCCAGAUGCUGCUACCGACGCCGUAAAGAGCAAUUUGAGCAACGUUGUGCCAGUAGAGAACUGUCACGUUAAAGUGCAAGAGAUGAUAAUUAAUGAAAAUUGUGACUUACGUGACCAUGGGUCGGGACCCGAAGAGGUCUUGCAAGACCCACUAGAGGUUUCAAUGUCAAAAGCACCCUGUGAUGUAAUCAGCGAAAAAAUUAUCGCUCCUCGGAUAGAAGAACUCACACCUCAGCCGAAAAAGCGGGGUCGACCUCGGAAGCUACCGGUCUCGGAGGGUGCAAAGCCUACCACUGUCACAUUGCCGGUGCCAGCACUCGAGGAACGACCUCAACGUUCCCUGCGAUUAACAAGGGACCGGCCCACAAUACUCACAAAGCCGCGGGGUCGAGGCCGCGGUCGUGGCAGACGAGUUGAAAUCAGCAUGCCCUCAUUGCCGCCUGAAACACUCAAUGUCCCUGUCGAAGACACGGACGAGCGGGUAUUGCGGACCAUCGACCCGACCAGCUCCCGCAUAAAACUGCCGCGCAUGACUGAAGCUUUGGACAAGAUGCCGGGCGGUUGUUCUACGCCACUCUCGAGUCGACGGCGAACAUCAUCGGGGGCCUUCAGUGAAGGCGAACUGAAGGUGGUGCUCGAAUCGGCGAUACCCAAAAUUGAAGAAGCAUUCAUAAAAUCGCCAGAGAUUGUUGGACGUGGCAGAGGAGGCCGAGGCUCGCGUGGCGGCAGAGGGAGGACACCGCGGGGGCGAGGCCGGGGACGGGGCGGAGGGAGGGGAGCUGUCUAUAUGAAGGAGACAAUGGGAAUCUACGGUCGUGUUUGCGGUCCGGCGACUACCACAGUCCAGUUGUUUGAAGAAGAGACAUGUAUGAUGGAUGACAACGCUACGCCCGCUAAACCCUCACAUUUAUUGGAUGAAGACUCACAAAGUUCUGUGAAAAGUUCAACAAACGAAAGCAGUAAAAUGAAGAAAUCAAAAUUUUCUGAUUUGUUUGACAGUAACAAAGUGUGGACGGCGGCAGAUGUUAAAGAAUACACUUGGCCAACGCAAGAAGGUCCAGACACUAUGCCCCAAGUAAUGAUGAUACAAGAGCAAGUGGCGAUGUUUUUGGGCGUGAAGAGUUUCAAAAGGCGAUACCCGGAGCUGAAGAGGCGACCGAUUGUCGGCGAGGAGAAGGACUUCGUGCUCGCAAAAGGAUUGGUCACCGAAGCCCUUUGCGAUCUUGGUAUCACCGCGGUAGACGCGAGCGAAGUUUUGGACAUAAUGUUGUCGGACUACCCUCACAAGUACGAGGAGUACCGCUCGCAUCAGCGCGAGCGACAAUUGACUGAACCGCCGCCCGAGCCGCCGGUCGAGGUCAAACCGGAAGAGAAACUGGUGAAAGUCGAGGUGAAACCAGAGAAACCGGUGGAACAGAAACCGGAAUUGCCGAAAAUUGAUCCGGAGAAGACUAGACAGGACAUGGCGGCGGCGGCGAUCGCGUCGGCGAGCGAGUGGAACGCGCGCGCGAACGCGUGGCGGCGGCCCGCGUGCGUCGACCUGCAGUCGCUGUGCGUGCACCGGCGCCGCGCGCCGCCCGCGCGCGCGCCCUCGCACCUGCGCCCGCCCGCCGGCUUCUACCCGCACGCGCUGCUGCCCGGACAGUACCAGCACUGCUACCGCACCUACACGCCCGAGCAGCUCAGAUACUUCCCGCUGAACACGGCACUAGUGGCGCCGCCAGCGCCGCCGUCACCCGUGGAAUCCAGCUCUGACUCUGAGCAGGAGUGGGGCUCGAGGAGUUCUUCAAGCGAAGACUCCGACUCACGAACACAACCCGCCAAGCGCAAGAAAUUGAGCAAAGUGAAGCGCAGCAGCCAGGCUGAGAUCAAGGAGAAAGAGAAGGAGAAGGACGAGCCGGAACCGAGCGCGGAGGACACGUGCCGCGUCUGCAAGCUGCGGCUCGAGGGCAACCGCAAGUACACGCACGAGAGGUUCCUCGUCUGCGCCAGCUGCCAGGCCAAGUUGCACCCCUCGUGCGUGGAGUUGAGCGCAGACACGAUCCGCAAGUGCCGCGAGUACCCGUGGCAGUGCGCCGAGUGCAAGACGUGCUGCUCCUGCCGCCUGCCCGCCGACGACGACAAGAUGCUCUUCUGCGACCUGUGCGACCGCGGCUUCCACAUCUACUGCGUGGGGCUCGACGCCGUGCCCACCGGUCGGUGGCACUGCGUGGAGUGCGCGGUGUGCAAGUCGUGCGGCGCGCGCUCGCCGGGCGGGCUGCCCGCGCCCGACGCCGCGCCCCCCGCGCCCCCGCGCGCCGCGCCCGCGCCCGCGCCCGCCUGGCACCACCAGACGCGCCGGGGCCCCGGCGGGCACAAGGUCUACUCACACUCGCUGUGCACGCCGUGCGCCAGGGCGUAUCGCAUCGGUCGCUACUGCCCGCUGUGCGAGCGCUCGUUCAUCGGGCCCAAGGGGACCAUGCAGCUCGUCAUAUGUAAGCUCUGCGAUAGGCAACUGCAUCAAGAGUGCGUUAGGCAGACGGUGUCGAGCCUGAACGUGCUGGACUACACGUGCGCGGAGUGUCGCCGCGGCGGCAUCACGUCGCGCGCCGCCGCCGCCCGGUUGGCGCCGCGCACCAUCGCCACGCUGUUCAUGGCCAAGCGGCGGUUCAACAAGUACGCGCACCGGCAGUACAUGCGCUCGCGCAUGCUUGAGGCGGAGGCGGAGGCGGAAGCGGCGGCGGCGGCGGCGCGGGAGGAGGAGGACGCGUCCGCCGACGCGUCCCUCGACCCGUCCCUUGACCCGCUGCUGGAGCCACUGCACGACCCGCCGCACGACCCGCUGCAGGGCGCCGGCUGAACCGUACCGCGCGGUUCAACACAUGGACGGUCUCAUAUAUAUAACAGUUUUAGUCCGUAUUGUGUAACUCCCGUUCGCUUCGGUGAUGAGGUGGUGAGGUAACGUGCAUAAAUCUGAUUAUUAUAACGAUUAACCCGUAGGCUACGUAUUGUGUAAGUUGUCGGACGAUGAGGAGAGGUCGUCUCCUCGCGGUGGACCUUCGUUCUUUUCUGUCGAGAUCUUGACGCAUCGGAUCGACGGAGAGAACCGGCUGCCGCUCAAAAGUGUAUAUUAUUAUUGUAUCUCUGGCUGAAUCUAGACGGUUCGCUUUUACGGACUGCGUAAAUCGCAAAGUGGUUAGAUAGCUGUAGAUCGCAGGUCACUAACUUGAAUACUGUACAGUAAUUUAAUACUAACUUCACUAUAUGGGUAGCUGGGCAAUCAUACUAUUUUUAAUAUUCAUAGUUUUUUAAUUCUGCAAGACAAAUCAUGUAUUGUGUAUUCGUCCACGGUUCGUUGAAGUGUAGCGUGCGAAAGAGUAGUGGAGCUGUUGUUGCACGUUGCGCUGUUGCAACGUUGCAGCGUUGCGCUGUUGCGGACGUACAGCUAUAAGUACGAUUGGCGUUUGUGUUCUCCAAGUGGUCGUAUUCUGAAUGUGUGAAUUUAUGUAAUUGUAGAUGAAUAAUGAGUAUAUCGAUUGAUUUGUUCUCUAAGAAAUAAUUAGUUUCCAAAAUUGAAAAAUAAACGCAUAUAAUAAAAAUCUGCCUUUUAAUGCAUUUGAAUUUUGUUUCGAAAAUAUAAUUCUGCACUGUUAUUUUUUCCAAAAUUGGCGCCAUACUCGCUAAUGUUGACAGUGCGCAUUUUGUUUUUUUUUUUAAUAGAUUAAUUUUAGAUUAUCGUUAAUUUUUGCUUCAUAAGGUAUUUAUUUUAGUUAUACUUUUAUAUGGAUACAACUGUAUACAAUCUAAUGUCCAAUAUAAUAGGCUUGCGAAGGAUUGUUACAAAAACGAGAGACGAGUUUGAAGUACUUCAGGUUCAUAUAAUGUGGAGACUCAGUCACCUGAAGAGAAUUUACUUAUGAAUUGAUAGUUAUGAUUUACGAAUUUUCCCCCUAAUCGCACUUUAUGAAAAUUGUUGAUUAAUUAAUUACACUAUUUAGAUUACGUUAAGAUUUUACGUUUUUGUAGUUUAAUUAUAUUUACGAAUGGAAUUCAGCAGCUCUUCUAUGAUUUGACAAUUAUUUUUCCCCUUACUUAAUUUUCAAAGUACAAAACACAUAGGCUACAUUUAUCUACUACUAAUUUACUAAUUCGUUCUGGAGCACAUACCGACCUUAUUAUUAUAGAUUUAUUAUAUAAAGAUCAAAUAAAUUAUUUAACUCAGAGUAUGUUUAUUUUUCAUUAUGAGAAAUUAUUUAUUUAUUCUUACCGUGUUGCUAAGGUAGAUAAAAUGGUAGAUGUGUGCAGUUGGGCGUUCCAGGGCGGAGGCUGAUUGGUCGAUUUGUCGUGAUGUGCGCCGCGUCGCGUCGCAUCGCGUCGAAUCGCGUCGCAUUGUGUGAGUAGGGUUCUUUCCAACAAGUGUAUGCAUUUGCUGUACUUAUGGUAAUCUCUGCGCGCUAUUGUCUUUUAACCACUGCUGUGUGCAAUUAUUAUCUCCCAAUGUUGUGUAUUAUACAUUGUAUUAGAAACAUAUAUUGUAAGUGCAGGUGGUGAUUCAGUAACUUCAUCGAAUACUGACAUGUAAUGUAUCAUGUUUUAGUUUAUAAUUAUAAUGCUUGGUUAUUUUUAAUCAUAAUUUACUUAGUGACGAUUAUUAAGAUAAAUAUUAUGUCCACAAAUUGUUUCAUGAAAUCAUGAUAAACUUUUAUAUGAUAUAAUAACACAACCCGUACGGGUGUGUCACGAGCCGAAAUUUGCAUUGCUUUAUCGACACAAGUGAAUUAUUAGGACUUACUUGUAAGGAAAUAAUGAUAACUUUAUGUCUACUUAAUGCAAGUGUAAACGUUCUAGAAAUCUCGCACUGUUCGGUCAAUUUUGUAAAAAAAAUAAAAUAAAUUUAAUUUGAA